AUAUAUAUAAGGGGUCCUCACACCGAACGAGACAUCAGUACGGAUCACUCGACCUAUCACUUCUCUUUCCUACCUGAGAUUCGAGACAAGAGUCAUGGCCUUUCAGUUGAUCAGUGUUUUGUGCGCCGCCCUGGCAGUAGCAAAUGCAGGAUUGGCAAUUACGUCAACUUCUGAUAAUACUUAUCGCAGUCCUGGAAAUUACGCACAAGUGUCCACACAAUCGAAAAAUAUCGAAACACCUUACUCCAGCAGCAGCAAAAGUGAAGUCCGCGUGAGCAAUCCUGCAGUCUACGCAACUGCAUCUCCGAUCUACGCAAGUCCCGCUCCCGUUCUUCAUGGUGCACAUGCGAUUAGUCAGUACGCCGCACCUGCUGUGCCACACUACGCCCCACCUGCAGUAUCCCACUAUGCGGCACCUGCAGUUGCACACUAUUCCGCCCCUGCACCUGCAGUGUCACACUAUUCUGCCCCCGCACCUGCAGUUGCGCAAUAUGCUGCACCUUCACAUGUACAGUACGCCGCACCAGCAACUGUACAGUACGCCGCACCAGCUGGUGUUCAGUACGCCGCACCUUCCGCCAGUUAUGCAUCACCUGGCAUAACCUAUGCCGCACCUGCAGCCCACUCUGCUCAAGCUCAAGUUUACACGUCUGCCCCUGGCCCUGUGCUCUCUAAGACCGCAUACGCACAUGCGGCUCCUGUUGCCUACUCUGCACCUGCAUACGCUGCACCCAGCGCACAUGCAGGCUAUGCUCAUGCCGCACCUGUUGCUGCUCAUCAGCCCGUGUACAAGAUCACCUUCUCUCCUGCCAACGAGGUGGCGCAUUUAACCUACUCCAACAUUAAUGAUCACAUUAAUUAUGCUUGGUAAUUAGUGAAAGGCCUUGAAGACUACAGUCCUCUAACUUUCAUGAAGGAGAUUAUGUGAUAGUUUUAGUGUAUAUAGAUCUUUCUACUAAAUAGAUUAAGCUCGAUAAUAAAUUGUUUAAUGUAUA
Molecule: messenger RNA, 995 nt
Organism: Cephus cinctus (wheat stem sawfly)
Lineage: Eukaryota; Metazoa; Arthropoda; Insecta; Hymenoptera; Cephidae
Product: pupal cuticle protein C1B-like
Exons: 2
Coding region: 95-871 (258 amino acids)
Source: RefSeq, a predicted model, not a curated record